UUAAAAAGAAGAAAUAUCGAUAAGGAAGAAGAACUAGUAUUGAAUCUGAGAGAGUUAUUGUGUGGUAAACGCAGAGACCAAGGAUGAAGUCAAUAAUCGAGCAUGUAGUUUUGUUCAAGAUCAAAGAAGAAGCUUCACAAUCCGAGAUUCAUUCCUUCGUAGAACAAGUCAAUUCUCUCGUCUCUCUCGAACAACCACUUCACCUCACUAUGGGUCCAUUAACCACCAUCCAAUCCUCUUCCCUUUCAUCUUUCAACUUCACUCACAUACUCCAUAUCCGGUUCAGCUCCAAGGAAGAUCUCCACGCCUAUGCGGUUCACCCAACCCACGUAUCAGUCGUCAACGAUAACAAGUCUUUGGUGGUUGAUAAGAUGGCUCUUGAUUGGGUCACGGAGGUUCACGGCGACGAUUUGGUUUUACCGGUGGAGUCUGCUUUGCGGGUUGUGUUCUUCAAGCUGAAGGAGGGUCUGGGGGAAGAUGUUAAAGAGGAGGUUUUGAAGGGUGUAAAUGGAAUUCAACGUGGAAAAGUUGUGCAGUUUACGUGCGGUGAGAAUUUCUCUGCUGGUAGAUCUAAAGGGUUUUCGAUUGGUUCACUUGCGGUUUUUCCGGGGUUAAGCGAAUUGAAGGAAGUUGAUUCUGAUGAGGAGUUUCGGAAAUAUGAGAAGAUUAAGGAGAAUCUGGAUACUGUCUUGCUUCUUGAUUAUGUGGGACAUGGCCAAACAGCGUCUUAAGGUUGUUUUUUUAUGGUUAUGUUCUUUCUGAUUUCUUGCUUCAAUCAUAGGUGAAGUAAAACUUGUCACUUCAAAUUCAAAUUCAAAUCGAUGAUUUAAGUUUUUCAUUGCGCUCA
Lathyrus oleraceus (garden pea) is the source of this 847-nucleotide messenger RNA. Its product is annotated as stress-response A/B barrel domain-containing protein DABB1. The coding region runs from base 84 to 731 and encodes 215 amino acids. The record is from RefSeq and is a predicted model, not a curated record. Lineage: Eukaryota; Viridiplantae; Streptophyta; Magnoliopsida; Fabales; Fabaceae. The transcript has a single exon.